This is a messenger RNA of Cucurbita maxima (winter squash), 2046 nucleotides long. Its product is annotated as ripening-related protein grip22-like. NCBI's taxonomy places the organism in Eukaryota, Viridiplantae, Streptophyta, Magnoliopsida, Cucurbitales, Cucurbitaceae. Bases 1507 to 2046 code for a protein of 179 amino acids. The transcript is spliced from 2 exons. The record is from RefSeq and is a predicted model, not a curated record.
CAAUAAACCAUCACUUAAAAAAACUUACAGCAACCAAUCGCUUCAGGUUCUAAUAGUAAAUUUCAUACUCAUUAACAUCCAUUCGCUGCAUCUCUGUCAGAGUUUCUAAGGGGAAAAUAGAGGGUCGUUUGAAGUCACCCAUUUUCUAUGGAUAUUAUGUGAAAGAUAGUAACACUCAGCACGUUGCUAAGAGAGAAAAUAAUGCUCAGACGAUGAUAAAUAAGCUUAGAUCAAUGAAUAAAGGGGAUGAAAAUUCAGCUUUCUUACACAAAAUUGAUUCUACAGGUCCUUUCAGGAGAGGGUGUUAGCUAGGUAAAUGAGGGAGAUACUGAAAGGAAAGCCUUUUCUUCCAGAAGCUAAGCUAUUCAUGAGAUGACAGUGUUGCUAAUAGAGAAAACUAGUGCCAGAUGAAUUCAAAAAGAACGUGAAUAAAUCCCUCGUAUCCCUAAUGCCAAAGAAACUGUUCAGACUUGAAAGGGUGGGAAUUUUAUGAACGAAUAGUAUCCAAGAGCAUACAUGAAGCUUUUUAUCCUGAUUUUUACAUUAAAUUUUUGAAUAUCAGGAUAAUCCAUCUUUAUAGCUGGCAUCUACAAAAGCCAUGCUAAAAUUUUGAUCAACAUGUUGAAGGUUUUCUGCCCACAACCAUUAUGGUGUGGUUAUAGUAAUUGACAGAAUAAUUGAUUGCAUUUUGAGGAUGAAUGAUAGGCCCCUAUCACAUCAACAUAUAUGAGAAAGUGCAAAAAGGGAAAAUCUAGGGGUAGGGAAUAUCAUAUUCAUAUUAGGGAACAUGGCUCAUAAUAAUUGGGGCCAGAAUUGAUGGCUGAGGAAAAAGAAGGUGAAAAAUGCAUAGUGAAUUGCAAAUCAAACGAGACCUUAGACCAUAUGUUUCUCCAUUGUCCUUUUACUGGUAGUGGCUGGUUUUUUCUGAUGAAUAUCUUCGGCUUUAGUGACUGCUUUCUGAAGUCUAUUGAGGAUUGGUUGGUGGAAGUCUUCUCGAUAUGUAACUGGUCCAAACAAGCUAACAUUUUGUGGAACUGUUGUGCUCAGCCUUUAUUAUGGCUCAUUUGGCUAGAAAGGAACCAAAGAGUCUUCGAAGAUAAGUCUUCUUCUAUUGAGUUUUUUUGUAAAAAAUGUGCAGCUAACUUCCUUUUGGGGGAGUUAUAUCCAUAGGAAAUUGUUUGUAACUACAACCUUUCCACGGUUGUUAACAACUGGAAAGCUUUGUCAACAUUCUGUAUAAGACCUAGGAUAGCACUCUACCAGUUAGCAAAGCAGUGCCCACCACCUCUGCAUUGUGGUUUGAGUGAAAGGCUCCAACCAAUCUUCAAACAGGCUUAGACUGUGCCUAUUUGAUUAUAGAUACUACAAUCUUGCAACAAUAGAUGAGCAGGUGAAUAAUGAACCUCGGCUUUAAUCAAUGUAGACUUAGUAACUAAUCUUGAAUCAUCGGUUUAUUACUCCUUUCAUGGCAGAGUAUUCUAACUUUGUCAAAGGAUUUUGAGCUGCAUGAUAUUCAAUCGAGCUAUCUGCCUAAGAGGAAAAUGCAACUACGAUCCCUACGUUGGGAGCCACGUAUGUUCCACCGGGGGCGGAUCUUCGCCGCCCUCAAGUAGCAGUUGUCAACCCUUUGGCAACUUGAUUUGUAAAGGAAAAUCGCAUCCGCAGUACAAGUGCUCGCCACGGAUGACUUCCUCGACCAAAGCCAUCCUUACGAACAACAACUUCAGCGAAGAGGGUGACGGCGGAGACCCGUCGGAGUGCGACGGGGAAUUCUAUGAUAACUCUGAAUUAAUAGUGGCGUUGUCCACGGGUUGGUACAAUGGAGGUUCGAGAUGUGGGAAAAAGAUUAAAAUUAGCGCUAGGAAUGGACGGUCUGUGGUGGCUGUGGUGGUGGAUGAGUGCGAUUCUAUAAAUGGAUGUGACAAGGCGCAUGCUCAUUUGCCGCCUUGCGGGAACAAUAUUGUCGAUGGCUCUGAUGGUGUAUGGAACGCUUUGAGACUCGAUAUAGAUGUGGGUGAAGAGCCAAUUACUUGGUCCGACGCCUAA